AGAAAUAAUUCGCUGCGUAUGUGGAAAAUCCUUCAAAGUUAUUGAAAUAGUAAAAAAUUAUAAUAAUCAAGUUUGAGAAAUCCUUCAUAAUUACGUUACAUUCUAUACGAGAGCAUAUUAUAUGUGUUUAUUAAAUUUGUGAAAAUUCGCAACACCGUCAGAGCAAAGCACGCGUUCUCCACAUUGCAGAAAUAGGUUAUCUCUCUGUGCUGCGUUUCACUUCACACUUUCAUCCUGCCAGACAACUGGUUUUUGCUUAGCUUGUGGAUUAGCGAAAAGGAAAAAAAUAUCGUUAUUUGUUGUAAAUCGAGAUUAUUUUUCAAUGUUUGUUACUGCGUGGGUGAAAGGACAGAAAUCAAGGUCGACGUACUGUGUUAGUGAUAUGAAAUCGACACUGUCCUUUAAAAAGAGCGACCUUUAAAUCCGACGCGUCAACGUGAUAAGAAGACAGAUUUGUUAGUGUAUACGCGGGAAUACAUUGUAAACAAAAAGAAAAAGGAUGACAUUGUGCUUAGGACAAAUUCAAAUUAUUGCGAAUAACGUGCAAUAUAUUUCUUCGCGAGUGAUGUUUAGGUUAUCUCAUCAGGUGUUCAUUGAAAUUGGAACACGAUGAAGUACUGUAGAUAGUUUCCGUAAUAAACUGUCCAAUUUCACGUUCGCUUAUUAUUUAACGAACCUUUUUGUGAAUUUAUUCAGACAUUAAUUAAUACGUUCGUUAUGAUGAAAGCGGUGCGCACUUGAAUCAGGUUAAGUUACUAUAACGCGUUGCCCGCAUUGUUACGACAAGAUUAUUGCUCAAAUUCGUGAAAAGAAAUUGUAAAUGAACAAUUGUCUAUUUUAUUUCAGCCACAUUGUUAAAUAAAAAAUUUAUUCUGUUAAGAAAAAACAUUGAAAUGCAGUCUAUGCUUGGACAUAAAGAGGAACCAAAAUACAGUGAAAUGAAUUUUUGCACAUUAUGAAACUGAAAAAAAGUAAUAUAAUUUAAUCAUAAGAAGAAAUCAUGACAACUAGAGCGUAACAAAUGUUAAACUGUGAUGUGGUGUAUUUUAAAUAUAGUGUUUGUGCCAUUCCUUUCAUAUACAAGACAUUGGCAACAGUUAAUGUUUCACGAACAUCCUUAUGAGAAUUAUAGAAAUUUAGGACCACCUUAAAAACAAAUCAUCUUUUUGUUAAAAUUUGUAUGAAAAAUUCUGGAAAUAUUUACUCCGAUCAUGACAGAAAUUACUAUUCAAGAUCUACAGAAGCUUCUUAUAUACUUCUCAAAAAACACUUAUAGAGCAAAGGAUGCAGAUAGCACGAGUCAAGCAGUCAUGCAAAGAUGUCUGCUCCUCACUGACUUAGAUUAUACUCACUCUAUAAUAAAUAAUAAUGGAGGUGAUCUCAGUGCACACUAUCCUAGCCACCUUAUCAUUUUAGAAUAUGAGAAGUAUAGAAAUCCAAAUAUGUGUGAUACACCACCACCACUGCCGCGCACAACAGAGACUAUAUAUGAAAGCAUGUAUGACCCUAAUAAACUGAAGGAAUUGAUAAAAAGUGCUAGAUUUGCUAGGUGUCGUUCAAGAUUUCCACUGCCAGUAAUAUUAUAUAAGGGUAGACAUGUGUGCAGAUCAGCUACUCUAUCUGGAGGACCAGAAAUUUAUGGUAGAUCUGGACUAGAUUAUUUAUUUGCCGGUAGUGAAGGAAUAGUUUCGAUUCAACAAGUAGACGAAGCUCGCGGGGGUGAUUCUGUACUUAGCGACUGGCAAUUGUUUGAUAAAGUUAGACACCAAGACAUCAAGCUUCUGAAAACACUUAAUGUAGGAACAAUAAUUGACUUUAUGGUUGAGAAGAAGAAGGUCAAAUUUGGAAUGAACGUGACAUCCUCGGAGAAAGUAGACAAAGAGAAGAGGUACUCCGACUUCACCCUAAUUUCACUGCCAUAUCCUGGAUGUGAAUUCUUUAGGGAGUUUAGAGAAAAUGACUACCUAGCUAAAGGUUUGGUAUUCGAUUGGUCUCAGACUCACGUCGAUGCACAGAUUGGUGUGCCAGAAGAUUCAAUUUCUACUCAGUUACGAAUCAAUUGGGAUCAAUAUCAAGUCUGGGAUCUAGUCAAACUUACUCAAAAUUAUUUAAAACUCAUAUUGAGAUAUUUGAAUGAUAGUAGUAGCGGGAUACUGAUACAUUGUAUCUCAGGUUGGGAUCGCACACCGCUGUUUAUUUCAUUAUUGAGGAUCAGUUUAUGGGCUGAUGGUGCAAUUCAUACUUCAUUAAAUGCCUAUCAAAUUCUUUACUACACGAUAGCAUACGACUGGAUGCUGUUCGGUCAUGAUUUGGAGGACAGACUAAGCAAAGGAGAAGAAAUAUUUUUUUUCUGCUUUUACUUUCUAAAGCAUAUUCAUGAUGACGAAUUUAGCAUCCAUCCACGACAUAACAGAACUAGGCAUGCGGUUCUACGAAACGACAGUGACUCGCAAUUAGACAAUGUAAUGUUUGAUAGUGAAUCGGUAGUAACUUUGAGUUCGGUCAGUUCCAACUUGAGCCUGAAUAGUUGGUGUAGUUCCGUUAGUCAAAAUAGUAGGGAUAGUCAAGAUAAUAAUCCACCAACUGUGUUUCACUGUGCUUCCACAGAGAGUCAAGAUGACUCUCAUAGUAAUGGAAAUGUUGUACCAUGGUCGUUCUAUCCUUCUCCGAAUAAAGAAGGUAUAGCUCAUGGAUCACGAUCACCUUUGCCUCCUAAUCGGACUUCCCCUGUCGCGGUUCCUGUACCCGGACGUCUGCGGCAACGAAACGAAUCCUCAUCAUCUGGCGGUUCUUGGCAGAUGAUAUCGGGAACCGGAAGCUUACGCGGUUCUACAACUGCCAAUGCUCCGCUCACAGACGGAUUAACGUCUAGUUUAGUUUGCAAACCUCUGUGCGAGACUUGCACAGGGCAUGCAUCUCAAGAAUCAAGCACAACGAUCAUUGAAGAUGAAGCAUGUGCGUCGUUGGCGCAAUCCCGCAAAGAAAAGUUGCAAUGUUUGAGAAGAAUAUUUUAUAACGCUUAUAGUCACACUGUUGGAUUUCGAAUGAAAGACAAUUCUGAAUCGAGCGGCUUCGGUCAGUUACUCGGUAAUUUUGCCGAAAAAGUAGGCAUUCUUUCUGUUCAACGCACAUCCUUGUGACUAUAACGUCAUUAACUUCCCACAAUGAUGAGUUUAUUGUUAUUGAUCCCUUGAUUCGAUUGAGAAUUUUAUAAAACACUAUACAAUGAAAAUAAAAUAAUUGUACAUUAUCGUU
Messenger RNA from Osmia bicornis bicornis, 3255 nucleotides. It is a transcript of the gene EDTP, whose product is annotated as myotubularin-related protein 14. Gene Ontology annotation, biological process: dephosphorylation. The record is from RefSeq and is a predicted model, not a curated record. Bases 1212 to 3140 code for a protein of 642 amino acids. Gene Ontology annotation, molecular function: phosphatidylinositol-3-phosphate phosphatase activity. NCBI's taxonomy places the organism in Eukaryota, Metazoa, Arthropoda, Insecta, Hymenoptera, Megachilidae. The transcript has 7 exons.